Messenger RNA from Sceloporus undulatus (fence lizard), 429 nucleotides. RefSeq names its product vesicle transport through interaction with t-SNAREs 1B (gene VTI1B). The transcript has 3 exons. Gene Ontology annotation, cellular component: Golgi apparatus; SNARE complex; late endosome membrane. The coding region runs from base 39 to 419 and encodes 126 amino acids. The record is from RefSeq and is a predicted model, not a curated record. Gene Ontology annotation, molecular function: SNARE binding; SNAP receptor activity. NCBI's taxonomy places the organism in Eukaryota, Metazoa, Chordata, Lepidosauria, Squamata, Phrynosomatidae. Gene Ontology annotation, biological process: regulation of protein localization to plasma membrane; retrograde transport, endosome to Golgi; vesicle fusion with Golgi apparatus.
GUUUGUUUAUUUUUUAAAACUUAUUACAGUUGAGGGAAAUGGAAGAAGAAUUGAAGUAUGCUCCAUUGUCUUUCCACAAUCAAAUGAUGCCCAAAAUUCGGACAUACAGAAGAGACCUUGCCACAUUUCAGAGGAAGAUGAAAAGUAUAGAUUUGGGAGUGUCCUCAGGCGUACAUGCAGAUCCCAAGUUUGGAAUCUUCUCAACAGAAAAUGAACAGAGUACUCAAACACAGUCUCAGAGGGUAUUGCUGCUUCAAGGAACAGAAAGCUUGAACCGAGCCAGUCAAAGCAUAGAGCGUUCGCACCAGAUUGCUGCUGAGACAGAUCAAAUUGGUACUGAAAUAAUUGAAGAACUUGGAGAACAGCGGGAGCAGCUAGAACGCACCAAAGGCAGAUUAGUAAACCCAAGUGAAACUUAGCAAGAGUCGG